GGGCUGGUCCUGCAGCAGAGAAUCCUCCUCAGAGUCAGAGUCAGCAUCAGCAUCAGCAUCAGCAUCACAACACACUGCUGCUCACAGUACUACUGCUGCUGCUGCACACAGAACUACUACUACUGCUCACAGUACUGAGGACCGACCGACACACUGCUUCCUACGAGCCCAUUGGACAGAGAUCAGGAUGUUUGGAGGCGUGUCCGGGCGGAUCCAGAAGGAUCGGCAGAGGGCUGGAGGUCUGGGCUCGGUCCAGCAGGCCGUACGCCACCUGAACCAGGACUUCGAGGCCCUGAAGGAGGACUGUCUGCAGAACGGAUCUCUGUUCGAGGACCCAAUAUUCCCCGCAGAACCAGCCUCACUGGGCUUCAAGGAACUCGCACCAUUCACCGCCAAAACCAGAGGGGUGGAGUGGAAGAGACCGACGGAGCUGGCAGAGAACCCCCAGUUCAUCGUGGGCGGAGCCACCAGGACGGACAUCUGUCAGGGGGCGUUGGGAGACUGCUGGCUGCUCGCUGCUAUCGGCUCUCUGACUCUGAACGAACGGCUGCUGCAUCGCGUCGUUCCUCAUGGUCAGAAUUUCAACCACGGAUACGCCGGCAUCUUCCACUUCCAGUUCUGGCAGUUUGGCGAGUGGGUGGACGUGGUGAUCGACGACCGUCUGCCGGUCAAAGAUGGAGAGCUGAUGUUCGUCCACUCGGCGGAGGGCAGCGAGUUCUGGAGCGCCCUGCUGGAGAAGGCCUACGCCAAGUUGAACGGGUCCUACGAGGCAUUGUCUGGCGGCAGCACCACUGAAGGAUUCGAGGACUUCACCGGCGGCGUGUCGGAGCAGUACGAGCUGGCGAAGGCUCCCAGAGAUCUUCAUCGUAUCAUCAGUAAAGCUCUGCAGAGAGGAUCUCUGCUGGGCUGCUCCAUCGACAUCACCAGCGCUUUGGACAUGGAGGCGGUGACCUUCAAGAAGCUGGUGAAAGGUCACGCCUACUCUGUGACCGCCCUCAAGCAGGUGGAGCACCGCGGUCGACAGGAGCGUCUGAUCCGGAUCAGGAACCCCUGGGGUCAGGUGGAGUGGACCGGAGCCUGGAGCGACAAUUCGUCAGAGUGGACCUCCAUCGACUCGGCAGAGAAAGACGAGCUGCUCUGUAAGAUGGAGGAUGGAGAGUUCUGGAUGUCCUUCAAGGAGUUCCUGCGUCAGUUCUCCCGUCUAGAGAUCUGUAAUCUGACCCCGGACGCUCUCAGUCAGGACUCCACCAGUUUUUGGACCACGACGAUGUUUGAGGGCGGCUGGAGGAGAGGAAGCACCGCCGGAGGCUGCAGGAACCAUCCCAACACGUUCUGGAUCAACCCUCAGUAUAAGAUCUCCCUGCUGGAGGAGGACGACGACCCCGAGGACGACGAGGCGGCCUGCAGCUUGCUGGUGGCUCUAAUGCAGAAAGACCGCCGCCGCUACCGCCGCCACGGCCAGGACGUGCACACCAUCGGCUUCGCCAUCUACGAGAUCCCUGAUGAGUACCGAGGCAGUACGAGCGUCCACCUGAAGAAGGACUUCUUCCUGCGUCACUCAUCCUGCGCUCGCUCAGAGACCUUCAUCAACAUGCGAGAGGUGAGCGCCAGGCUCCGCCUCCCGCCGGGCGAGUACCUGAUCGUCCCGUCGACCUUCGAACCGUCGAAGGAGGCCGACUUCGUCCUGAGGGUGUUCACGGAGAAACAGGCCGAGACCGAGGAGAUGGACGACGACGUGGUGGCAAACUUUGAAGAAGAGGAUGAGAUCUCAGAGGGCGACGUCGAUGAUUCCUUCAGGUCGAUGUUCGCUCAGCUGUCUGGAGACGACAUGGAGAUCUCAGUACGAGAGCUCAGGACCAUCCUGAACCGGGUCGUGUCCAAACACAGAGACCUGCAGACUGAUGGUUUCAGUAUGGAGUCCUGCAGAGGCAUGGUCGGCCUCAUGGACAAAGACGGCAGCGCUCGACUCGGUCUGCUGGAGUUUCAGAUUCUCUGGAACAAGAUCAGGAAGUGGCUGGGAAUCUUCAGAGAGUUUGAUCUGGAUAAAUCCGGAUGUAUGAGCUCCUACGAGAUGCGCCUGGCGCUGGAGAACGGCGGGUUCAAACUGAACAACAAGCUGUAUCAGAUGCUGGUCGCUCGAUACGCCGACAACGAGAUCAUCGACUUCGACAACUUCACCUGCUGUCUGGUCAAACUGGAGGCCAUGUUCAAGGCCUUCCAUGAGCUGGACAGAGACGGGACAGGAUGUGCACAGCUGAACAUCAUCGAGUGGCUCUAUAUGACCAUGUGUGGCUGAAGGAGGAACACCACCAACCUGACUGCAACACUGCCGCUGUAAUACUACAGUACUGCUGCAGUACUACGUCAUCACUACAGUACUACAGUAUCACAGUACUGACUCCUCUCCUGCUGCUUCAUGUAUCCACCGACAGCCUUCAGCCUGCUGCAGAUAGGGGGCGCUGCAAACACUAUGACCUCUGACCCCUGCAUCUAUCGAUUUAUUUAUGAAUUCCAUCACACCUCCACCACACCUGCAUCACACCUCCAUCACACCUCCAUCAAACCGCCACCACACCUCCACCACACCUCCACACCGCCACCACACCUCCACUACACCUCCACACCUCCAUCACACCAUCACAUCUCCAUCACCCCUCCACCACACAUCCUACCAGUGGACUGUGGUGGCGUUCAGGUUCAGCUCGGUCAACAUAAUGCUAAAUGUUUUCUCUUAUUAAAGAACAGAAAGAAAACAGA
Sebastes umbrosus (honeycomb rockfish) is the source of this 2757-nucleotide messenger RNA. RefSeq names its product calpain-1 catalytic subunit-like. Gene Ontology annotation, molecular function: calcium ion binding; calcium-dependent cysteine-type endopeptidase activity. Gene Ontology annotation, biological process: proteolysis. NCBI's taxonomy places the organism in Eukaryota, Metazoa, Chordata, Actinopteri, Perciformes, Sebastidae. The record is from RefSeq and is a predicted model, not a curated record. Bases 188 to 2296 code for a protein of 702 amino acids. Gene Ontology annotation, cellular component: cytoplasm. The transcript has 23 exons.